This is a messenger RNA of Cavenderia fasciculata, 825 nucleotides long. It is a transcript of the gene vatE, whose product is annotated as vacuolar H+-ATPase E subunit. Bases 1 to 825 code for a protein of 274 amino acids. The transcript is spliced from 4 exons. The record is from RefSeq and is a predicted model, not a curated record. Gene Ontology annotation, biological process: proton transmembrane transport. Gene Ontology annotation, molecular function: proton-transporting ATPase activity, rotational mechanism. Lineage: Eukaryota; Evosea; Eumycetozoa; Acytosteliales; Cavenderiaceae. Gene Ontology annotation, cellular component: proton-transporting two-sector ATPase complex, catalytic domain.
AUGAAUAAAGGUAGUACUGGCUGGCUGGAUGGAUGGUUGGUUGGCAUGUUAGUAGUGGUAAGUUGGUUGUUGGCUAGCUCACUGCAUGGCAUGACUUGGAAGAGUAGUAAAGCGGUCGUUGCCAGGUAUCAAGAUGACACACAAAUCUCUGCUCAACUCACUCAAAUGAAGAAUUUCAUUCUUUCUGAAGCCAACGACAAGGCUGAAGAAAUCAAGUCAAAGGCUGCUCAAGAAUUCACCUCUGAAAAGGGUAGAAUCUUCCAAACUGAGAAGCUCAAGAUCAUCAAGGACUAUGAAAAGAAGUUAAAGCAAAUCGAAGUCCAAAAGAAGAUUAACUUAUCAAACGAAUUAAAUAAGGCACGUUUGUCAGUUUUAAAGGUUAGAGAAGAAUGUCUCCGUGAAGUAGUUGCUGAUGCCCAAAAGAAGUUGAUCACUAUUCCAGACGACAAGGAGAAGUACACUGUCAUUCUCAAGAAUCUCGUUCUCCAAGGUAUGAUGAAGUUGCGUGAAGAAAAGAUUCUCGUCGUCUGCCGUCAAGAGGAUAUUGCCCUCGUCGAAAAGGCCGUCACACAAGCCGCCGCUGAAUACAAGACCAAGACCAAGCUCUCUGUCCACGUCGACGUCGACAAGGUCCGUUUCCUCCCACCCGCUCCAAAGGGUGACCAAAAGGGUUGCUCCGGUGGUGUCAUUGUCACUGCCCUCGAAGGUAGAAUCAUUUGCAAGAACACCUUGGACGCUCGUCUCGAAAUUGCUUUCGAACAAUUGACUCCAGUCAUUAGAAACACCCUCUACGGUGCUAACCCAUCCAGAAGAUUCUUUGACUAA